AUGAAGAUCGACUACAAAACCGCAGGAAAAUGGAAGGCAGAGUACAACAAAGAUCCUGAGAAGAAGGUCCCUCUCAAAAAGGCGAAUCGUACAUCAAAUCGAGCUGUAAGCAAACUAAAUGAGAAACAUAAAGCACAUUUGAUCGACUUUUUCGAUGAGAAUUGCUCGACUGUUAUCCAGGACGCAGUCGAAAACUUGAUAAGGAGCUUUGAAUUCAUGAAAGGUGACUGUAACCUCGGUAUAAAAGUUGUUAUAUGCCAUCCCAAAGUUAAAAAUAACCAAAAGAUUCUUGAGCCCAUGCAAAAUAAAGCAGGUUUUGACACAAACAUGCGUCGGACAAGAGGUUGGCCAAAGCGAGGCACACCAGUAACCAUAGAAUCACCUUCUGCAAAAGGCGUAUUUUAUACAGUUAUUGGUGCAAAUUCAGCAUUUGAUGUGGUGAAUAUGAGUAUGAGAGAGCCAGAUGCUGCUGCUAUACCAAAAGGAACUACAGUUGGCCAUUAUGUGGAAUUCAUCAGCGAUACAUUAGGCAUUAAGAAUGAAUUCCUAACAUGAGAGAUAUGGAUAUUGCUCUAUCUCUCCUGAAGCUGUUGAUCAUCUUAGAGAGGGUAUAUAUACCAGUAUACCUUCCACCUUUGUCGCCUGAGCUCAAUCUUAUCGAAAUGUUUUGGAAAAUAUUGAAAGGCUG
Rhizopus microsporus ATCC 52813 is the source of this 688-nucleotide messenger RNA. RefSeq lists its product as uncharacterized. The record is from RefSeq and is a predicted model, not a curated record. The coding region runs from base 1 to 555 and encodes 184 amino acids. Lineage: Eukaryota; Fungi; Mucoromycota; Mucoromycetes; Mucorales; Rhizopodaceae. The transcript has 4 exons.